Gambusia affinis (western mosquitofish) is the source of this 3633-nucleotide messenger RNA. Its product is annotated as rabphilin-3A-like. Gene Ontology annotation, molecular function: small GTPase binding. Gene Ontology annotation, biological process: intracellular protein transport. NCBI's taxonomy places the organism in Eukaryota, Metazoa, Chordata, Actinopteri, Cyprinodontiformes, Poeciliidae. The record is from RefSeq and is a predicted model, not a curated record. The transcript is spliced from 19 exons. Gene Ontology annotation, cellular component: membrane. Bases 293 to 2188 code for a protein of 631 amino acids.
CACGGUACCAAGGGCUUUCCAUCUUCCACGUAGGGUAACCAGCUCCCCACGCACUGUGGUGAUCCACUGUGCGUGUGUGCAGCAACGUAGCGGAACGCAUCUCCUCCAAGCGCAAUAUAUGACAAAUAAAUAAACGAAGCUCUGGUCUUGGUGAGUGGCAACAUGCGCAAUGACUAACAACUCUGUUGUUGGACCCUGGCAGUGCACAGAAAUCUAGUCCGCAUCAUUCUCUGACAGCACUACGAAAGAGAGGAGAGACAGAGAGGCACGGCUGGAUUCUCAGUCGAGCAGCAUGACCGACGCAGUAAUGAGCGGUGGUUCGGAUCGCUGGGUGUCCAACGACCGGCAGAGGAGCAUGCGUCCGAGUGAUAAAGAGCAGGGGAAUUGGACGAUGCAGUCUGGCUCUGGUCCUGGUCCAGACCUAACAGAUGAGGAGAAGGAGAUUAUAAACAAUGUGAUUGCCCGCGCUGAGAAAAUGGAGGCCAUGGAGCAGGAGAGAAUUGGGCGCCUGAUAAACCGCCUAGAUGACAUGAAGAAGACCGUGUGUGGGGACGGUGUUUCUCGUUGCCUGCUGUGUGGGGAGCAGCUGGGCUCACCUGGGGUCAGCUCCGUCGUGUGUGAGGACUGCAAAAAGAACAUGUGCACAAAAUGUGGCACUCAGUGUGGUAGUCGAAGUCGCCCUGUGUGGCUGUGCAAGAUCUGCAGAGAACAGCGAGAGGUAUGGAAGAGGUCCGGUGCCUGGUUCUUCAAAGGCUUUCCGAAGCAGUUCCUCCCGUCGCCCAUGCCGUUGUCUAAACCGAAGGAGACAGCUCCUCAGAAGGCAGCAGAGCCUCAGAAGCCAACAGUGUCUGAGCCCAGGGAGGCAGCAGCUCAACCAAAACCACCAGGUUCCCAUCAGAGUCAGACUUCAGCCUCUGAAGUUUCAGGUGCGCAGAUGCAGGCCCGUGGUAGUUACCCACCUGUGGCCCCCAAACCAGCUAUGCGUAUGGGUGCAGGGGGGGUUGGCCCUGAAGAGGGUGGUCAAGGAAGUCCGGUAGUGAUGAAGAAGAUGGUUCCGGUGCACAGCUCCAGGGCACAACCUGUUGCCUCUGCCGCAAUGUCUCAGCAGGGUCCUGUGGCAGGAGAUGUGGGUGCUUACGCCUCGGAGCAGAGAGCACCUCCUGCUGUAAGAGAGGACAGGAGGCAGCCGGCUGCCUACAGCGCGCCCCCUCCACGACAGCAGCCUCCCCCGGCUGAGGAGGAGGAGGCCAACGACUACGACUCUGACGAAGCCACAACUCUGGGCUCUCUUGAGUUUGGCCUUCUCUUCGAUCAGGAAAGCAACAGCCUCCAAUGUAGCAUCCUCAAAGCAAAGGGCCUGAAGCCCAUGGACUCCAAUGGGCUCGCAGAUCCUUAUGUGAAGCUUCAUCUGCUUCCUGGGGCUAGUAAGUCCAACAAGUUGCGUACAAAGACCUUGAGAAACACCCGCAACCCUGUGUGGAAUGAAACACUCACCUACCACGGCCUGACCGACGAAGACAUGCAACGUAAAACCCUCAGGCUCUCUGUCUGCGAUGAAGACAAGUUUGGGCACAAUGAGUUUAUCGGCGAGACCCGGGUAGCACUGAAGAAGCUGAAGAUGAAUCAGAAGAAGAACUUCAACGUCUGCCUAGAGAGGGUUGCGCCUACGAAGAGAACUGCGACAGCCGGAGGAGCAAGAGGGAUUGCACUCUACGAAGAUGAGCCAGGAAAGGAGGGCACGGAUGCAGAGGAGCGCGGUCGCAUUCUGAUGUCCCUCAUGUACAGCACCCAGCAGAAUCGCCUCAUCGUGGGGGUCGUACGCUGCGUUCACUUGGCUGCCAUGGAUGCUAAUGGAUACUCUGAUCCAUAUGUCAAAAUAUGCCUGAAACCUGACAUGGGGAAAAAGGGCAAGUGCAAAACACAAAUCAAGAAGAGGACUUUAAACCCAGAGUUUAACGAGGAAUUUAGCUACGACAUCAAACACAGUGAACUGGCCAAGAAGACAUUAGACAUCUCUGUGUGGGAUUAUGACAUUGGGAAGUCCAAUGAUUACAUAGGUGGCUGUCAGCUGGGCAUCACCGCCAAAGGAGAGAGGCUGAAGCACUGGUACGAGUGUUUGAAGAACAAGGACAAGAGGAUCGAGCGCUGGCACACCUUACUGAAUGAGAAUCACGUUGUCAGCGAUUAACCAUACAUACAGCAUGGGCUCACACCUAAUCAGUUUGCAUUCAUGUCUUGUUGCACUUUUACAAAUGUAGUUUUUUUUUUGGUUGUUUUGUUUCCAUAUAGAUUUUAAUAUAACCAAACACGCAGGCACUGUUUCUCCCUUCUCCCGUAUAAUCCCCUAUUUUUAUAGUAGCGGUUUGGUCACCGAUACACAAUUUGCUUCUGGCACAAAUCACAUUGUGCAAAUGAAUCUGAAGUUUAGUAACGUGACCCAAACAAACUGUUACGUUAUGGAAAAUGCUGCAACAACAACAAAAAAAGGCCUUCAGAAAUGCUUCGUAGUGAUACAUUCUUCACUGAAGUAAAUGAAGCGUGAAUUGCACUGGGACAGAUCAUGAAAAGCAAUAUGUUAUGGCAUCAGAAGCAUCGCCUAAGCGCACGAAGGCCUCAAACUGGGCCCACAACUCAAAUUCAUGACUUAAUUGCCAUGUGAAACAUAUAGAGCUCUAUAAGCAUGCCAGACCACAGCUGCACCUUAAAAUAGCUCAGCUGUAUGGACAUAUUGUAUAUUUCCGCAAAAAAAUGUUUACAUAAUGAUACAUUGCUCAGGAUAGGAUAGACAUCUGAUACAACAGAUGAUUCAUACGUGAGUGAACCAUGAGCUAGAAAAAUCUGCAAUGAGUUGCUGUUAAUUUGUGGUUUAAAAAAAAGUGUAUAUAUAUAUAUAUUCUAGCACACUUAUAUAGUUUGACAGGAGUUUUUCUGUAGUGUUAUUCAAGACGUGUGUGCUAUUUUACGUUUGUAGGGCGUAAUAACUAUGUGUUAAGAGAAACCAGAAAGCGAUCCAAGAUUCUGAUCUUUACGGAAGAAAAAAUAAAUAAAAAAUUCUGACUUUAAAGUCAUAAUUCUUUUUUUUUUUCGGUGGCCCUAGUCCUCUUCCAUAGAUCUUUCAUUUAGUUUCUUUGGGAAAAAAAAAGAAAAGAAGAGAAAACGAAUAUAAUCACGUCCUGCUACCUCUGCUCGUUCAAAGCUCGCGGUUCACUCUGACACCUCAGAGGGUUUUUUACUGCACUGUUUACAUUGAAUACACAUGGUUAAGUCUGCUACAUGUUUACAGAAGAGAGAAGACGGAGCAAGUUAUGUCUAAAGUAUGUGCAGUCUAUAUCUGCAUGCACUGUGCUUGUGACUCUCAUGUGCCUGGGGCAUUCUUAGCCCGCUUUUACCCCAAACAUUCCCCUCUUUUCCCCCUGUCUCGCUCUUUUCCACUCCCUGAUUAUCCAAAGCUUAAGUGAGUGUUUGUUCACUAAUUAAAGCAAAUCGAGGAAAGCACACCUUACACAGUGGAAUGACCUCUAUUUAUACAGUAAAUUAUCUGCAAGUUAUUCCAGUGUGACAACAAAGACAAAAAAAAUUCUAUGCAUGGAAAUGUCUUGUGAUUAAAGAUGUACAUCUAUCUAUCUAUCUAUA